UCUUGGGAUGCUAACAACGAACAAGUUAUUGUUUUAAAAUGUUAUUAUUAAAAAAAAUUGACGUUUACUUGUUACCACUAUGCAUAUUUCUCUUUGUUAGUCUUGGUGUAACUGCAGGUCAACUAGUGCGAAUUAAACAUGAAAAACACAGGAAACAAGGUGAUCAAGUAUGCCGCCAAGACAUGGAAUGUGUUUCUAAGUCUGAAUACUGUGAUAUUAAUUUGGAACCACAAAACCAGCAAAAAUGUAGUUUUGGAAAUGAAUUACAAAUGGGUUUUUGCUGUCCUAUCAAUAAAGUUAUUCGACUAAAUACAGAAAGAAGAAUCUUAAAUGAUGAUGAUGAAUCAAACUUAGAUAAAAUUCUAAAUAUACCGUUACCAGAGCCUAUUAAACCGUUACCAGAAGAACCGGAGUGUGGACAAAACAUUAAGUCUUUACCCAACAUCUUAAAUGUGCAAAAUGCAAAAGCCAAUGAUUGGCCAUGGAUGGCGGUAUUUUUAGAGACGACAAACUAUAUGAAUUUCUGCGGUGGAGUAUUGCUUAAUCGACGAUUUGUGUUGACUGCUGCUCAUUGUCUUAAAAAAUUUACGAAACAAGAUUUUGUUGUUAGACUCGGUGAAUACGAUUUCACUACUAACAACGAGACACAAUACAUUGACUACAGAGUAACAGAUAUUAGAUUACACCCAGACUAUGAUCAAGCUACACAUGCCAAUGACAUUGCUAUAGUGAGGUUAAACAGACCUACAAUUUACAAUUCGUUUAUUCGACCAAUUUGUUUACCUAAAACAAAUAUGGAAGUGUAUAAAAAAAACGCUGUCGUAGCCGGUUGGGGUCGAACAGUUUUCGCCGGUGAAGUCAGUAACGUGCUUCAAGAAGUAGUUAUACCGAUUUGGGAGCAUGACCAGUGCGUUUCAGCUUUUUCACAACCAAUUUUCAAAACAAAUCUUUGUGCUGCGUCGUACGAAGGAGGCAAAGAUUCCUGUUUAGGUGAUUCCGGCGGUCCACUAUUGAUGCAAAGACAUGACGGAAGAUGGACUAAUGUUGGAAUAGUGUCUUGGGGCAUUAGUUGUGGAGAAUUAGGAAUACCCGGUGUUUACACAAAAGUAACUUCAUAUCUCAAAUGGAUAGCUGUGAACGCACAAGAUGUCAUUUAACGAAAAGUCCUGUUACGUUAGCGAUAUUUUAUAAAUUAAUUUUAUUUAUUUUAGCUUUCGAUCUAUAAUUAGCCAUGACAUUUAUAUCAAAACAAUUGAAUAAUAAUUGAAAUAUGUGAAAUGUGAAUAUAUCUUAAUACCUU
This is a messenger RNA of Melanaphis sacchari, 1300 nucleotides long. Its product is annotated as trypsin II-P29-like. Gene Ontology annotation, biological process: proteolysis. Bases 39 to 1157 code for a protein of 372 amino acids. The transcript has 7 exons. The record is from RefSeq and is a predicted model, not a curated record. Lineage: Eukaryota; Metazoa; Arthropoda; Insecta; Hemiptera; Aphididae. Gene Ontology annotation, molecular function: serine-type endopeptidase activity.